Molecule: messenger RNA, 7772 nt
Organism: Patiria miniata (bat star)
Lineage: Eukaryota; Metazoa; Echinodermata; Asteroidea; Valvatida; Asterinidae
Product: multiple epidermal growth factor-like domains protein 6
Exons: 43
Coding region: 526-5706 (1726 amino acids)
Biological process (GO): negative regulation of peptidase activity
Cellular component (GO): extracellular region
Molecular function (GO): serine-type endopeptidase inhibitor activity
Source: RefSeq, a predicted model, not a curated record
AAUGCUGUCAACACAUAUGGCAUGUGGUUUUGAGUUCAUAAUGUCAACACCUGGGCUACGUCUCGAACUGGCACUAUACUAACAAAGUCAAGUUGACUUCUGGAAUUGGACCAAUCAGAUAGCUCUACUUCGAUGACAUUUCCCGAAAUGAGCCAAUUGUAUCCAAGUUUUCAACAACGCAGACAGUGAUUAAUUGGUCUAUUUUGAGGAAAACUGGAAAAAACCUAACUUCCGUCGGUUGUCUGAAACAACUGCUUUCUUUGUUUAGACUCUCCAAACCGCCGCUCCUGUUUACAGUGCCAUCGAAAAUUGACCCAUUUCUGAGGUACAAGGUUCGGCAAACGAGACCCCACAAGUUAUACAAAUAGCGUGAGAUCACUGCUCAGACAUCAUAGUUGUGUCGGUAGUUUUCGGCGAUCACACCGUUUAUCCCACUCUAAGUUCUUCUAAAUCAUCAAUUCAUUUCGGAAAGGCUUGACAACUUCAUCGAUUUUAGUCGCACCAACGCACUGACGCAUCUGCAGCAUGCGGGUAUGUGUGGUAGUUGCAUUGGCGGUCGCUUGUAUUGCGAUCUCCGCUAGCAAAGUUGCAGCAGUCAGCAUUAAAACGGAUGGUGACUCUGAGCCUGGUCCUCCGUUACGGACCUGCAGGUGGUAUCAAGCCCUGUGCCGAUUCAUGAACCCGUGCUGGUACCAGAGAGAAUGUCAUGGAUACCCUGAUGCUGUCUGCAAACUAGAUUUGUGUGAAUGUCAAGCGGAAUUCUACGUCGGUGAGGAGAAAAUCGACUGCCGGGAACCUGGCCUUGAGGAAGCUCCAUCUGAAGAACCGGAAGUACCAGAUGUCAUCCCAGGUGAAGGUUGCGAGCCGGUGGUUUGCCGCCUGAUUUGUCUAGAUGGCUACGUCAAAGACAGCAAUGGCUGUGAUAUAUGCGAAUGCAUUGAACAUGGCGACAGGCCGGGCGUUUGUCCAGCUUUCCGGCCAGGCUUUGGUGCUACCUGCGGCAUUGAGUGCUCCAGUGAUGCUGGUUGUGACGAGGGUAAAAAAUGCUGCUCCAAUGGCUGCGGUCGCGUCUGUGUCACAGCUUGUUCUGGGAUUACCUGCCGAAUUAACUGCGCGCCUUUUGGUGGAUUCGCACUUGACGCCAACGGCUGUGAAAUCUGCCGCUGCAUGAAUAGAGGAUUGCAACAAGUUUGCCCCGCCAUCAAUGCGGAUAGUGCAGGUAUUUGCGUCGACAACUGCGAAACUGACAAUGACUGUACUAACGAGGGAGAAAAAUGCUGCAGCAACGGAUGCGGCCACACAUGUGUGAGAGGUUGUGAACCAGUGCGAUGCAGAAUGUCCUGCGAACAUGGCUACGACACGGACGAGAACAACUGCGAAAUAUGCAAAUGCAAGACACCACCAGGAUGCACUGAAGUGGUUUGCCGCAUAGGCUGCAAGUUCGGCUAUGAGAGAGAUGAAAACGGAUGCGAAAUCUGUGGAUGCAUUGAGCCCCAUGGGCCAGAGACCGAUGGCCAACCAGGGCCAUUCUCUCGGCGGGGUGAUACUGGCAUGUGCCCGUCCACCGAGGACGGCUUGGGUAUCUGCAUCCUGGCUUGUUCAUCAGACGAGGACUGCGAGGCAGGCCGGAAAUGCUGCAGUAACGGUUGUGGCAUGGUCUGCCGAACACCAUGUCCGGGUGUGAGGUGUAGAAUGGCCUGCCCCUUUGGCUAUGUGAAGGAUGACAACGGUUGCGACAUAUGCCGCUGCAAAAGGCCCGAAAUCAAGUUUGGCAAGUGUCCUGCCAUACAAGAGGGUGUCGCAGGUAUCUGUAGCACUGACUGCCAGACUGACGAUGACUGUAGCGGAGAAAACAUGAAGUGCUGCUCCAACGGAUGCGGACAGAUGUGCACAAGGGCUUGCUCCCCCGUCAUGUGUCGUCUGGGUUGCCGCUGGGGUUUUGCUACCAACAGUGACGGGUGUGAGAUCUGUGAAUGCUUGCCAAGUCCUGCUGUCAAACCAGGCCAGUGUCCUGCCACUCCUCCGGAGACGGUAGGAGGUAUAUGCACCACGGAGUGUAGCAGCGACUCAGACUGUGCUGGUGAGCUCAAGUGUUGUAGUAACAACUGCGGCCAAGUGUGCGUACGAGCCUGCCCUUCAUUCAAGUGCCGGAUAAAUUGUCCCUUCGGCUAUUUGACGGACGAAAAUGGAUGCCAGAGCUGUGAGUGCAAGCCCCCUUCAGGAAUCCGAGAUCGCCCCAGGAUCCCGCGAGUAUGUCCAGUCAUCGAGGGAAGUGUCGGAGGAAUUUGCAGCGAGGAGUGUGGUGAAGAGAACCCUUGUCCACAAGGGCGGAUGUGUUGCUCCAAUGGAUGCGGGCACAGCUGUGUAGAAGGUUGCCUGCCGGUGAUGUGUCGCAUGCGCUGUCCCCACGGUUGGGCACGGAAUGCCGAGGGUUGUGAAAUCUGUCAGUGCAAGGAGGCGCCUACUGCUGUCGCGGUGUGCCCGCCUGUACCUGAAGGCCGCUUCGGGGCUUGCGUUGAGGAUUGCACGGGGGAUAAUGAAUGCCAGGAGGGUCACAAAUGCUGCUCCGAUGGCUGUGGUCAUUCCUGCACGUUAGCCGUGACGCCGGAGCCUGUUUCGUGUUUGCCGCUCAGAUGCAACCGUUACUGCCGCUUCGGUUUCCAGAAGGACGCAAACGAUUGUCCGAUCUGUGAAUGCAGGGACAAAAGGGAAAUCGCGAAUGUUUGUCCAGUCAUUGAGGGACAAGUCGGAGGCAUUUGCAGCGAGGAGUGCGGUGAACAGAACCCCUGCGCCUCAGGACAGAUAUGCUGCUCCAACGGAUGCGGACACAGCUGUGUAGAAGGUUGCCCGCCUGUUAUGUGUCGCAUGCGCUGCCCUAAUGGUUGGGCAAGGAAUGAAGAGGGCUGCGAAAUAUGUCAAUGCCAAGGGGGCCUAGGUGGGGGAAUCCCGAAUGUUUGUCCAGUCAUUGAGGGACAAGUCGGAGGCAUUUGCAGCGAGGAGUGCGGUGAACAGAACCCCUGCGCCUCAGGACAGAUAUGCUGUUCCAACGGAUGCGGACACAGCUGUGUGGAAGGUUGCCCGCCUGUUAUGUGUCGCAUGCGCUGCCCUAAUGGUUGGGCAAGGAAUGAAGAAGGCUGCGAAAUAUGUCAAUGCCAAGGGGGCCUAGGUGGGGGAAUCGCGAAUGUUUGUCCAGUCAUUGAGGGACAAGUCGGAGGCAUUUGCAGCGAGGAGUGCGGUGAACAGAACCCCUGCGCCUCAGGACAGAUAUGCUGCUCCAACGGAUGCGGACACAGCUGUGUAGAAGGUUGCCCGCCUGUUAUGUGUCGCAUGCGCUGCCCUAAUGGUUGGGCAAGGAAUGAAGAGGGCUGCGAAAUCUGUCAAUGUCAAGGGGGCCCAGUUGGCCUUCCAGGACCCCCAAGAGUUUGUCCAGUCAUUGAGGGACAAGUCGGAGGCAUUUGCAGCGAGGAGUGCGGUGAACAGAACCCCUGCGCCUCAGGACAGCUAUGCUGCUCCAAUGGAUGCGGACACAGCUGUGUGGAAGGUUGCCGCCCGGUUCUGUGUCGAAUGUACUGUCGCUUUGGCUGGGACAGAGAUGAAAACGGUUGUGAGAUUUGCAAAUGCAAAGCACCCCCCUCUGAUUGCAAACCUCUGCUUUGUCGCCUGGGCUGCCGUAACGGCUACCAAACCGACGAAAACGGAUGCGACAUCUGCAAGUGUCGAGGCCAUAUUCCCACCACUUUCAGCAUACCCCAUAGAUUUGUGCCCAGGAGAGACCCUCUCAUGCCAGUUUGUCCCGUUCGGGAUACGGAGCAGGCCGUUGGGGGGAUUUGCAGCGAGGAGUGUGGUGAAGAGAACCCCUGCCCACUUGGGCGAAUUUGUUGCUCCAACGGAUGUGGACACAGCUGUGUAGAAGGCUGUCGUCCAGUGUUGUGCCGCAUGUAUUGCCCCUAUGGAUGGGACACCGACGAAGAAACAGGCUGUGAAAUCUGUCAAUGCACAAGACCCACCACAGAGCUUGUCUGCCCAGUGGUACCUGCGCAAAGACCGGUAGGUGGCAUCUGUACUGAGGAAUGCGGACGUGAUAACCCCUGCACGGAGGAGGGUCAUACAUGCUGCAGUAAUGGCUGCGGACACACCUGUGUGCAAGGCUGCACGCCAGUAGCGUGUCGACGCCGUUGCGAGCACGGCUUUGCAACGGACGAACGAGGUUGCGAGAUCUGCUCCUGCGCUGCCCCACCUCUCGAACUGACAUGUCCGGAAGUCCCAGAAAGCAUGGGUGGUAUCUGCUCAGAAGACUGUGAGUCGGAUGACAGUUGCGAAGUAGGUCAGAAGUGUUGCUCCAAUGGAUGUGGCCAUGCCUGCACACAAGGUUGUCGCCCAGUCCUGUGCUACAUGUACUGCAGACAUGGCUGGGCCAGGGAUGAAAGCGGCUGUGAAAUCUGCCAAUGCGAGGAAGGACCACAGAUAGCUUGUGCUAUGCCCAGGUGUGCCAAUGAGUGUCCGCAUGGCCGUGUCACCGAUAAGAAUGGUUGCAUGAAGUGUGACUGCCUGCCUGGCCCAAAUGAGCCUCGGUGCCCUGAAGUUUCGUCAGAUGUUGGAGGCAUUUGCGUAGAUACCUGUGGCAUUGACAAUAAAUGCCAGGGAGAAAAUGAAUUAUGCUGCUCCAAUGGAUGUGGACAUACGUGCAUGGAAGCUUGCCCACCGGUAUUGUGCAAGAUGAAAUGUCUGCACGGCUGGGCCCGCAACGAGAGGGGAUGUGAGAUCUGUGAAUGCUAUCAACCGGAAGAGACUUGCACCAACGGCAAGGUUUACCAGGACUGCGGCAGUGCCUGCCCGGCGACCUGCGAAAUCGUCCGCAGUGGUGCGUCCUUGGCGUGCACGUAUCAGUGCGCCAGGGGGUGCGCUUGCCCGCACAACACCGUGCUGGACUCUGACAACACGUGCGUGGUGGAGCGCUACUGCGGGUGUCUGUACGACUCGGAUGCUGACGGCGAGAAUGAGUACUACCGGCUUGGUGAUUCCUUUACGAUGGGCAGUGAGCAGUGCCAGUGUCGUCGCAAUGGACAAGUGACAUGCGAUACAGUCUGCCCGCCGCCCAACUGUCAACUCACUGGCUGCCGAUACGGUCAUGCUACCGACGAGAAUGGAUGCGAGACGUGUAACUGCAACCCUGGCCCUGAAGAGCCCUGUGAGCCAGUGAAGUGCCGCCGCCUGUGUCGCAAUGGAUUCAAGAUGGAGAACGGUUGCCCUAUCUGCAAGUGUAACGACCCACCCCGAAGGCUGUGUGAACCCGCGAAGUGUAGAAUGUACUGCACAUACGGAUUUGCUGUAGAUGAAAACGGCUGCGAGAUCUGCCGAUGCAAUCCGCCCCCUGAUGUUGUGUGUGAAAAUGGCAAGAUCUACCAGCAGUGCGGCAGUGCCUGCCCGGCCACCUGUCAGAGUAUUCGCAUCGAUGAGCCUACCCCCUGCAUUGCCAUGUGCGUUCAGGGCUGCUUCUGCCCUCCAGGUACCGUACAGGACUCGGACGGGAUGUGCGUCAAGCAGCGGCAGUGCGGUUGCCUCUAUGAUGCUGACGGUAACGGUGACAAGGAAUACUUCAAGCUGGGAGAAUCUUUCCACUGGGGAGUUCGCAGGCACACUCGGUGUCAGUGUCAUCGCGACGGAGAAGUGAUCUGCUCAAGCAGAAGGGAGCGAUUCCAUUCUUGAAAACUAUCAAAUGAAUGCAACAUCUGAAAUGCUGAACAAAUGUUGACAAAGAAUUAGCAGAAAACGACCAUAGUUUUUACAAAAUAAUGAAAUUUUAGAGCAAAGUUUUGCAAUCAACUUUUGCAGCAAGUAGGUAAAGGGUAGCUGAUAUUCUAACAAGACUUUUUGAAGAAGAGAAUUUUGACAAGAAAAAAACAGCUUUUAUAACAAAGAUCGUGAUUGGCUAGUUACAGCUCGUGCAACAGAGUUCGUGAUUGGCAGAUAGAUAACUAUUAAUAAUUACCAGAGUUUUGAGUGGCUGUGUCUGAACAACUUGGCUACUGCAGCCAGUAAUACACGCAUUUAUGGGAAGUGGCUUCGGCUGCUUCCAUAGCUGCAUGUGUAAUUGCGAGCCGUAGCCACGUAAUUUGGACCCAGCCAUACAUAGGCUCUGAAAUUAGAUACAAAUUAUGAAAUUAUGUGAAUCUCUCAACAUGAAAAAAUACCCUUGCAUACUACACUAGAGAGUGGUAAGCUUAUAAUAACCGGUGUUAAGUUUAAUGAAAAAUUUGUUAUUAAUAUCAUGAAGUACGUUUGCUUGGCGUCUUUAUAGCAUGGCAGUUUGAUUUUGAAAUGUGGUUUCUUUAGUUUAUUUUCCUUUUUAGUGUUUUCAUACAGUUACCUCAAAGGUAUGUUGUAGCACCUCCUGUCUUUGAAAUUUAAAAGCUUGUCUCAACCGUUGUAUUAAUCAAAAAGUUGUGUGCUGGUAGAGAAUUACUUUUUUUUUUUCAAAUAAGAGUUCACUUCAAGAGUUCAAUAACAAUGAGUGGAAAGUGAAAUAUCUCGUAUUUGUCUAUGCUGAACGGAAAAUCGGUGUACAGGAAAGGAAAUUUUUGGAAAAUAUUAAUGCUUACAUUGAAAAUUAUGAUCUACAUAUUGAGUAAAAACUUUGAUUUCUCAAGUCAAAGAAAAAAUUGUACAUCACAGAGCCGAAUUUGAAUGGAAAACAUAAUUGAUAUUGCAAGGUUUUAGCGCUAACACCACCAAUUGCAGUUGUUGAAACGGUUUUAUUCUCAUUUCAUUUUUUUUAAAUUUUCAUACGUUUGUAGAAUGCUUCAUAUUCAUGUGUGCUGACUUUGGUAUAAAAGGUUGUGCUGUGCAGAAUAGGCAUGUAUUUCUUAACAACUGGUAAAAAUUAUAUAAUAUGAAAAAGAAUCAGCUAAGAGCCAUAACAAGAGAGAAUUUGUACAAAACAGAGAGAUUGACGUAAAAUCCAACAUUUUUAAGGUACAUGAUGUUGAGAAAUUUCUUUUCUUGUUGAAAUAAGGGAGGGUAACAACAUCAGUUUUCUCUGUUUUACUAGUGUUCAUACUUUUUCCUGGUUUUCUUACCUUGCCCCUACUUUUCCUACUUCUUAGUCCAACAACUCCGAAAAAUGAAAUCUCGUUGAAUAUUUUUAUAACAGUGUUACACACUGUCAUAUCACACAAUGAAUGGCUUAGGCGCAGUACUGCAACUGUACUUCCAAGAGCUUAGUUGAGGAUGGAGCACAGGUGUUGUGAGUACAGAACAUGGCUAAAUGAGUCUUAUGACGCUGUGGACAUGGGUAUCAAUGAAAACUACCUCUGAAAGCAAGCAAAGGUCCUUCUUUUGUCCUCUUUUUUGUUAAAUUUCGAUCAUAUCCUACUUUUUCACCUGGGUCUGCUUUAAAAGCCUGCAACGAAUUACAUUUGCGAGAUAUGCACUUUUGAUUGACUUACUUUUGCCAACCUAGUUGGAGAAAUAGGUCCUAAAAUGUCUGCACUCUCAAAAAGCAAAACAAAAUAACAUUUUAUUCAUAGGACAAAAGUUAAUGGGGUUGUUUCAUUUUUUUUAUGUGACCAAGAAAUGUUUGUUCAUUAAUCCGUAAUCGUAAUAUUUAUGAUUGUUCUCAUUCCAUUAGGAUCAUAAACAUAAAUCUAAAGCACCUUCAGUUUUGUAGUUUUGUACUGAAAUUGGAAUUACUUGAAAGAGCAAGUUUUGGCACCACACAUCUUCAGUAGUCCUUACCGUCAAUAAAUAAAUCUUCAAUGUGUGUUAAGCUCGGA